AACCUUUCUUAUAACUAAGAAAACCUAAAUAAACCUAUUCCAAAUGGCGACGAUGGGUCAACUAUGGGCUAACACAGGCUCUACUUUAGCAACCUUGAUGUUUACAUACACAAUCUUUAGACGAUGGUUCCCUCACGUGGGAGACCACUUGGAACCAUUCUUUCAAAGACUCUUCAGCCGUUUCUACCCUUACAUCCAAAUCAAGUUCCACGAAUACAGCGGAGAGCAUUUCAAACGAAGCGAAUCCAAAGCUACCUCAGGAAUCCAAAGCUACCUCAGCAAAGACUCCUCUCUUCGAGCCAAGAAGCUCAAAGCCAACACAACCAAAGGAAGCAAGUCUCUCGUCCUUAGCAUGGACAAUAGGGAAGAGAUAACCGACGAGUUCGAGAGCGUUACGGUUUGGUGGCAGUCCAAGAAAGUGAGGAACACUAGACAAUCGUUCUCUUUCUACCCUGCAGCCGAUGAGAAGAGAUACUACACGUUGAAGUUCCAUAGACGUGACAGAGAAGUAAUCAUAGAGAGGUACCUCGACCAUGUUAUGAAGGAAGGGAAGAUGAUAAAGAUGAAGAACAGAGAGAGGAAGCUUUACUCGAAUACUCCGGGACAGAACCAUAGGAACCAGACAAAGUGGAGCCACGUAACGUUUGAGCAUCCUGCUAGUUUUGAUACUUUGGCUAUGGAGGAGAAGAAGAAGGAGGAGAUCAAGAACGAUCUUGUUAAGUUCAGUAAGAGCAAAGAUUAUUACAAGAAGAUAGGGAAAGCGUGGAAGAGAGGGUAUCUUUUGUUUGGUCCACCAGGGACUGGUAAGUCUACCAUGAUAGCUGCCAUGGCGAACUUCUUGGAGUAUGAUGUCUAUGAUCUUGAGUUAACAACGGUUAUGGAUAACACACAGCUGAGGAGUUUGUUGAUAGAGACUUCGACUAAGUCCAUUAUUGUGAUUGAAGAUAUAGAUUGUUCUCUUAACCUAACGGGACAGAGAAAGAAGAAGAAGGAGGAAGAGGAAGAUGGAGACGAGAAGAAGAUGAAAUGUGAAGGUGAGAAGAAAGAGAGCAAAGUUACAUUGUCAGGGCUAUUGAACUUCAUUGAUGGGUUAUGGUCAGCUUGUGGUGGAGAGAGGAUCAUUGUGUUUACUACAAACUUUGUGGACAAGCUGGAUCCUGCUUUGAUUAGGAAAGGAAGAAUGGAUAAGCAUAUAGAGAUGUCGUAUUGCGGGUUUGAAGCGUUUAAGGUGUUGGCCAAGAACUACUUGGAUGUGGAGGAGAGUGAGCUCUUUGAUGAGGUGAAGAGAUUGCUUGAGGUUGAAGGAAUCAAGAUGACACCGGCGGAUGUUGGGGAGAAUCUGUUGCCGAAGUCAGAAGGGGAAGAAGGGGAGACAUGUUUGAAGCGUUUGGUGGAAGCGUUGAAAGAAGAGAAAGAGGAAGCAAAGAGGAGGGUUGAGGAAGAGGUGAAGAGGAAGAUAAGAAGAGAAGGAAAGUAA
Messenger RNA from Brassica oleracea var. oleracea, 1477 nucleotides. Its product is annotated as probable mitochondrial chaperone BCS1-B. Bases 44 to 1477 code for a protein of 477 amino acids. Gene Ontology annotation, molecular function: ATP binding; ATP hydrolysis activity. The transcript has a single exon. NCBI's taxonomy places the organism in Eukaryota, Viridiplantae, Streptophyta, Magnoliopsida, Brassicales, Brassicaceae. The record is from RefSeq and is a predicted model, not a curated record.